AUGGGUCAGAAGAGCAAGAAGCGAGCUGGCGAUGGUGACGGCAGCAAUGCCAUCCCCAAGAACAAGCGCUAUCGCGGCAUGAACCGCGACUGGUCUCAGUACACCCACGUCCCCCCCAAGCAGAGCGAUCUUGCCCAAAAUGGCCGUAAGAUCGGUCGCAACCUGAUCGCUUGGAACCGCCCUCGAAUGAUGGAGAAACUCAUCUUGCACAUGGAAUACGAGUGCCAGUUGCGCAACAUCUCCGUUCCCUGGGAUAAUAUUGCACACCGUCUCAAUCCUGGCUCUUCUGGAAGCUCUGUUCAGCAGCAGCUGGUCCGUCUUCGCAAGACCUUGAUCGCCGAGGGCCACCUCGUCCCUCCCGUCCUCCAGAAGCCUGGAACUCAGAAGCCUGAUCCCGCCAUCCGAGGCUAUGUUCGCAGAUUCCAAGACGCUUCUGGAGACUACGAGACCAUCCGUCCUGUUCGCUGGACUGAGGAAAUGGACGAUCUGAAGAAGGGCCUCGGUGAUGCUGCCUAUGCUGACGUCGACGGCACCGUUGACAAGAGUGCUGACGCCACCGACCUUGGACUUCUCGAUGGACUUCUUGAUGCAGCUGCUCAUGUUACCGAGACCGGUGACAGCGAUGUCUUUGUCGAGAAUCCCAACAUCCAAAAGAAGUCCAAGUCUAAGCCUAAGCGCAAGAAGAUCUCUAACCAGUCUCCUGACGACGAAGAUGACGAGGCCCUCGUCGCCAGCAACAACAAGAGGAAGAAGAGUGUUGCUCUGCGACCCACUCGCGCUGCCGCCAAGAAGAAGACCAACUAUGCUGAGCCUGAGUCGGACGACGAUAGUAUUCAGGGCGUCAAGGAGAAUGAGCUCACCGACAAGGGCGAGGACGAUGUCAACCAAAAAGAGGGUGCUGCCAACGAGGAUACGACCCUCACUGCCACUCCUGGCGCGACCCCGGUGUUCACCGCCCAGUCUCAAGCUGCCUUCCAACAGGUCUUUGGCACCCCUACUCCCAAGCGUGGCGGCGGCCGAUUCACCGACGGCACCGCUGAGCCUGGCGGAAUGGUCCUCAUGGGCCCAAUCUUUCCCGUCACUCCCGACGGCGGCAAGACAUGGGGAUACGCAACUAUGGCCCCUGGCGGCCUGAACGCGAUUCAACCCAUAGCCUUCCCAAGCACUCCUGUGGCUGCAGCAGCUCCCUGCUUCACCACGGCCUCCUCGUCUCCCGCCAGCUUCGACAUGGCCAGUGCCACUCCCCACACCGCUACUGCCAUGCGGACUCACAUGAACGAGUGGAAUGCUGGAAUCAUCCGUCCCGCAAUGUUGUCCAACGGUGGCUUUGAUAUGCCUAUGCUGUCGUCCGUCUCUGGCCCCAGCUUUCAAGAGGACCCCAACCGGGCAUUGGACUUCCCCUCCAUGUUCAGCGACACCGACGAGUUUGCUGCCCAGCUGAAGAAGGUACAGAAGGACGACUGA
This is a messenger RNA of Cryphonectria parasitica EP155, 1464 nucleotides long. RefSeq lists its product as uncharacterized. The transcript is spliced from 6 exons. The coding region runs from base 1 to 1464 and encodes 487 amino acids. Lineage: Eukaryota; Fungi; Ascomycota; Sordariomycetes; Diaporthales; Cryphonectriaceae. The record is from RefSeq and is a predicted model, not a curated record.